Molecule: messenger RNA, 3391 nt
Organism: Paecilomyces variotii
Lineage: Eukaryota; Fungi; Ascomycota; Eurotiomycetes; Eurotiales; Thermoascaceae
Product: putative ARID/BRIGHT domain protein
Exons: 1
Coding region: 353-3304 (983 amino acids)
Biological process (GO): regulation of transcription by RNA polymerase II
Cellular component (GO): SWI/SNF complex; nucleus
Molecular function (GO): transcription cis-regulatory region binding
Source: RefSeq, a predicted model, not a curated record
GGUAUGUGCUUAUCUUGUUGUUUUCCGAUCCUUGCAUCUGUCGUCGCCUUUCGUCCCAUCUCUCUCCGGUCCCUCUGAGUGGCUUGGCCUUUCUAGUGGUGCUGGUGGCCCGCAGCUGGCGUUUCGCGCGUUGUCGUCGCGCCCUCGCCUGCCGGCCCCGUUGCGCAUCCCAACGCGUCUGGAUCGUCUUGGUAGUAACCUGUCGCUCGAGACCUGUCGGGGGAAGCACGGAGUGAGAUGGUGACGAUGCUGUCGCGUGGCUUCUUGAUGAUCCCUUCAUGCACGGUCGCGUCUCUGAUUACUUGCUGAUCCAUAUCUUCGCUCCAUAGAUGGGUUGGUCGAGCUAUACGACAUGAAUGCCUGGCUUGCUGACGCCUCGAACAUCCCAAACCAUGAUAAUGGUGCCUUUAACCCGACCAUCGAUCCUUCGAUGGCCUUCCUCCAUCCUUCUCCGACUCCCCAGGACCCGAACCAAUUCCAGCGCAUGUUCAAUGGCGUCCCGCGAAACGUCUCGCCCGGAUUCAACCCAAACCAAGUGAUCCCCUCGAAGCGGCCACGACCAGAAGAUGGAAUGUCUAUGUCGCCUCGCCAGGCAGCUGGUGGCUUGCCAGCGACACGGUCGCAGACGCCCCAUCAGGUCCCGUUCCCUGGCUUCCAGGGCCCUUCCAACGGUGCUCCGCAGUUCGCUCAACCACCAACGCCCUAUCAACAUCUCCAACAAGCGGGCUCAGCCAAUGCGACACGGUCUCCGAUCAUGCAAGACUUUGACCAGCAUGGGGUCCAGAGGAUGCAGACUGCGUCUCCCAGCCCGUUCUCUCCUGCUGGUCACCAUGUGGGAUCUCAGAUGUCACCGACGCAGUCUGAACAUGGUAGCCGAGUAAACACGCCUCAAAACAAUACUUUCAUGCCAGGACAACCUUUCCCUCAGGGGAUGCCGCCUCAGUUCUCGCCAGCGCCGGCUAUGACAUCCGCUGCUGUCCAGGCAUCCAUGCAAGCGCAGUUCAAUAACAUGCCGCAAGCAUAUCCUGCUCAAGCCUUGGCGGCGCAACAGCAGCGAUUGUACCAGAUGCAGCUUCACAAUCAAGCCCGUCAGAUGCAUGCUAACAACCCUGCCAUGGCCGGUCGGCCCGGUAGCAGCGGGAUGAAUCCUAUGGUUAAUCCCCAGAUGGCGGCCAUAAGGCAAAUGCAGCAGAAUAUGACUAAACCUGCGAACCCAGAAGGCUUCAUGAGAUCUCUUCAGAAGUUCAUGCUGUCUCGCAACCUUCCUCUAGACCCAAACCCGAUCGUCAGUGGGCGGCCGCUCAAUCUAGUGCAGCUUUAUGCGACCGUUAUCAAGAUGGGCGGAUCAAAGAAGAUCACGGCUGCAAAUAUGUGGCCUGCUAUUGCUCAGCAACUACAAUUCCCUCAGAUGCAGUAUCCCAUGGCCGCACAGGAGAUCCGUGACCACUAUCUGAGGAAUCUUGCGCCAUAUGAACAGGCCUUCCUAAGCUCUCAGCAGAAACAGUUUGCAGAACAAAUGCAGCAACAUACUCCACAGAGGCAACCUAGUGAUCCCACUGGGAUGCCCUUUCAACAACCAUCUCCUGCAAAGCCUGGUCAAGGAUUUGAAGCCUCGCAACAGUUUUCCCAAUCUCCCCAAACUGGCAUUUUGGUCCAGAGCAACCUGCAACAGAACGCAGCGAACGGAUUCAUGACCCCGCAAGUUAAGGCCCAGUCCAAGCAGCAGCCACCACAGCACCGACCAAGUCUCUCGCGUACCUCACAACCUCCAGGGACACCGCAAGACCCUUCUGGGCAGUUCCCCGUUCCGUCACCCGCUCAACCCGGGAAGGCUUCAUCCGCCGCAGUGGCUGGGAAGCCUCCUGGAGGUCCUGAACCAUCAGCGCAUGUACCCUUCCAGCAUCCUAUUGAAGAUCCGUUCAAACCGAAGGUCUUGUCUGAACACAAACUUCAUGGCCCGGUAGUGGUCGACGAAGUAUACUCACUAGCGGAGGAUAUAACGAGGCUCAAGCCAAACGUCCCUAGUUUUGCGGAGCUAGGCGUUAUUGAUAUUCAUGCCUUGACGAUGAGUAUCAAGUCCGGCUUGCAUGCUGAGAUGCGGAUGGCCUUGGACACACUGACCACCAUCUCAUGUGAGCCAGCCAUUCAGCUGUCCCUGGAUAACUGUGACGAUCUGGUCGAGACUUUGGUGGAAUGCGCGGAAGAGCAAGCGGAACUGCUUGCUGAGAAUACGAUCGAGGUGUCGGAUGUCAUGCUUCUCCCUUCGUAUGAGGAGGUCGUGCGCGGCUGCCGCCUGGAGAUAUCGUCGCUUGUCGACGUCCCAGAGUUCGGUAGUCUCGAGUAUGAGCUCGAUCGCGCCGUCGACAGGAUUAUCUGUAUCACCACUAUUCUUCGCAACUUCUCAUUCACGGAGUCGAAUUUUGGAAUAUUAGGAACGGCGCCUGUCGUCAAGUUCUUCUCUACUAUAAUUCGGUAUCUGGGGACAAGGAGUAUGCUUUUGCGGACACAUCAGAAUACCCUGGAUUUCAUGAAGGACGCGGUGACAUACCUCAGUAACUUGGCGCACACGAUUCACCUUCCUGGGAAGGAGGAAGCUUUGUGUCUUCUACAUUUCCUCUUGUCCUUUGUGCCGACUCCUGCGCCUAGUCUUGGACCCAAGGGCAUCAUGUUUGCGCCUUACAAUCCGGCUGUCCACAGAUAUACACCUGCUGCAAUCGAUAGCUUGGCCAAAUUGCUAGCUAGAGAUGAACCAAACCGAAUGUAUUACAGGGCUAUAUUUGCUGGUGAAGGGUCCGCAGCGCCUCAGGACGAGUUACUUACCCGUGCCUUCGGCUUGGCGAUCUCCCCCAUCCCGGAUCAGCCACGGAAACCUCUUGCUAUUGCAGAUGCCCGGAAAAUAUUCCUAAUGCAGGGCUUAUUGGCAGCCGAUGUCCUAUCCGGCUUUGCUACUGGUUCCCUAGCGAAGGCAUGGCUGAAAUCUACGGAUGGUUUCGCAGUGCAUCUCCUCAGACUUUCCUGCCUGCUAAGCACAGAACGAGUGCCCCCGGUCAACCAGCGUCAAAGUCAGGCAGCAAGAGGGCAGGCGGACGCAGAUGCGCAUGCAUAUAGCUCCAUAAUCCACCGAGGGUUGGCGAUUCUGCGUCGAUUAGCGGAAAAGUCAAAACGCGUGGACGGUGCUGCCACCUUGAGUGUUCCUUCAGGUGUUCUUCCGAAGAAAGAAAGCCUGCUUGGUGCCUUGCUGACGCCAAACCUAGAUCCAGCGGUGGUUCGACAAUUGAUCACUUAUGCUGGAUUGGGUGUUUGACGAUACUAUCCGCAAAGCUGUUCCUGCUUUUCCUUCUGUGCUCUGUUAAAAUAAAUUCGGGCCUUUCCGGAUUAGUUGACUGCAUUC